CAACUUCUCAUCAGAAAGCGUCACCACCAGCAUAUUCAAUGUUCAGUUCCAACCUGUACCAGUCCAAUGCACGCCUGUCAAUGGUCAGCAGUGGUCAGCUUAGCGCGAUAUGGAACAUUCUUCCGAAACUCAAGCGAGGGAAGUCUGCUCAUUAGCAUAUCUCGCGCACUGCUCCUUCUUGUCAAACAUCGUAGUGAAAUCGUAAUGGAAAACGUCUGGCUUUGCGCCAGACACUGAGACUAAUAAGUGAAGAACUAAUAGCACCUUCCUCUGUAGAAGACAGAGCUCUUGAAUCCUGACAAUGUCGAUUUCAACAAAUGCUGAGGAUUAUGGGAAUAAUGAAAGUCUUGAGUUGGUCUGGGCAGAAAAGACGUUCAAGCAUGCCGAGGUUUAUUUCAAUCUGCUGUGUGCCGUGCAGGAUCCAAAGUUCAUGAGGUUGACCGCAAGUGAUGAUGCCAUUUAUAAUAAGUUUCGUGAAGAAUUCAAGGAUUUUGAAGUUGGGAACAUUGUGGAAGAUACAUUAAAAAGAAGUGAAGCGAAAGCGAAAUGGAGGAAUUUCUGUGAUCAAUUUAAAAAUGUGCCUGACUUUAACUUUGGCACGCUGCUUCGGCUUGACAGUGAGGGGGAAUAUAAUGAAAAGAAUACCACGAUAGCUCCAAGAAUACAGUUUCUAGCGAUCGAGCUUGCACGGAAUCGCGAAGGAUACAAUAUGGGACUUGGGAAGAAAUACAAACCCAGUCCUGCAGAGGAAACGAUUUAGCAUGGUGAUGCUUUGUGGCUCAUAGACUUCAUCCUGAAUGAAAUGCCAUGAUGCUGGCUACCUGUGAAUUGUCCAAGGGUCAUUGCAAUAUCGUUGCUUGGCAUCCAAGCAGGGGGGCAUCAACCUCGGAUAGUCUCUAGCUGGCCGAGCAGAAUGGAAAGUUGAUAAAACUCCUGGUUUCAAUCGUAAUCCUGGUAACUGGUGUCCCAGCAACUCUCGGUAUGAUGGAUGAUUUGGAGAGUCAUCAAGAGUCAUGGUGCUUUUUGGGGACACUGGUAGAGUUUGUGCUUCUUGCUUCACAACAGAAACAAAACCUUCACAUUAUGGCCUGUUAUGUGCUAGGAGUCUCCAAAACUGACGAAAAUGUCAUGCCUUUUGUUAUGCUAGAAAAUUAUGUUGUCUCCAAAAUCAUGUUACCUCCAAAUUUGUGUUACGUCAUGUGUCAGUCAAGGAGGGAAUCAGUAAAGAGACAAACCUACAACUGAGUCAUUAGAAUUAAUGUAAUAAAACCAGAAAAUGUGUAAGGACAUUUUGUGAUAAAA
This is a messenger RNA of Lineus longissimus, 1302 nucleotides long. Its product is annotated as protein PBDC1-like. The transcript has 6 exons. Bases 302 to 760 code for a protein of 152 amino acids. Gene Ontology annotation, cellular component: cytoplasm. The record is from RefSeq and is a predicted model, not a curated record. NCBI's taxonomy places the organism in Eukaryota, Metazoa, Nemertea, Pilidiophora, Heteronemertea, Lineidae.